UUCAGAGGAACAAGGCUGGCGCUGACGAGAGUCGUGCGUCUUGGAGAGGGCAGGGACGCGCAGCAUCACUUCUCUCUCCGAGGAUCCACCGCGCGCGCACACUCUGUGGAUGUGGACCCGGAGUCCUCCACCUCUUCCACAUCGCCCUCCGCUCACACGAUGGACGACUCUCCCGGCCAAAACCGCGGACACGUCGGAUGAUAAGACGCGCUCGGAGACGCUCCGGCGCCGCUGAUGGGCUCCGUCUGUGGACUCGCCGCUUCCUUCGGACCGCACUCGCCGAACUUCCACUCGCUUGCAUCGAGUCAUGUCUGAUACAGAGCGAUGGGCAAGUUUGACGACAACGAGAGGAUAAUCCUCAACGUCGGGGGCACCAGGCACGAGACCUACAAGACCACCCUGAAGACGCUGCCGGGGACGCGACUGGCGCUGCUCGCCUCCGACUCGGACAUCGACUCGGUGCUGGACCAGCUGCAACAAGUCCCCGGCUUCAUCGAGUACAACGCGCGGACCAACGAGUACUUCUUCGACCGCCACCCGGGCGUCUUCGCCUACGUGCUCAACUACUACCGCACCGGGAAGCUGCACUGCCCGGCGGAUGUGUGCGGACCGCUGUUCGAGGAGGAGCUCUCCUUCUGGGGCAUCGAUGAGACCGACGUGGAGCCCUGCUGCUGGAUGACCUACCGCCAGCACCGGGACGCCGAGGAGGCGCUGGACGUCUUCGAGCUCAACGUGGACAACGGGGACGAGGACGACGAGGUGGCCAAGAGGCUGGGCAUCGAGGACGUGAGCGCGGACGGGAAUGUCAGCCUGUGGAGGAAGUGGCAGCCGGUGAUCUGGAAUCUAUUCGAGGACCCCUACUCUUCCCGGGCAGCGAGGUUCAUCGCCUUCGCGUCACUGUUCUUCAUCCUGGUUUCCAUCACCACCUUCUGCCUGGAGACACAUGAGGCGUUCAACACCAUCAUCAACAAGACCGAGCUGGUGCGGAACAGCAGCAUCCCUGACUCAGGACCACAGUACGAGAUUGAAACAGACCCGGCACUCACCUAUGUGGAGGGCGUUUGUGUCUUCUGGUUCACCAUUGAGUUCCUGGUGCGGGUGACGUUCUGCCCCGUGAAGUUGGAAUUUGUCAAAAGCGUGCUCAACAUCAUUGACUUUGUGGCGAUCUUACCUUUCUACUUGGAAGUAGGGUUGAGCGGCCUUUCCUCCAAGGCCGCCAAGGAUGUGUUGGGGUUCCUCAGGGUGGUGCGCUUUGUUCGGAUCCUUCGUAUUUUCAAACUAACCCGUCAUUUUGUAGGGCUGAGGGUGUUGGGUCACACGCUCCGCGCCAGCACCAAUGAAUUCCUGCUGCUCAUCAUCUUCCUGGCGUUGGGAGUGUUGAUUUUUGCCACCAUGAUCUAUUAUGCUGAACGGAUCGGAGCUAAGCCCAAUGACCCGACCGCCAGCCUCCACACCAAGUUCAAGAACAUCCCGAUUGGCUUCUGGUGGGCAGUGGUGACCAUGACUACCCUGGGAUACGGCGACAUGUACCCAGAGACAUGGUCUGGCAUGGUGGUGGGAGCUCUGUGCGCCUUGGCGGGGGUGCUAACGAUAGCCAUGCCUGUGCCUGUCAUUGUCAAUAACUUUGGGAUGUACUAUUCUUUGGCCAUGGCCAAGCAGAAGCUGCCCAAGAAAAGGAAGAAACACAUUCCUCAGGUGGUGCAGGGGGGCUCGCCCACCUACUGCAAAGCCGACCUCCACACCACCUGCAACAGCACCCACGGAGACCUGUGCCACGUCAAAGGGAGCAGAGGGCUGGAACGCAACCGCUCAGUUUUGUCUGCGGAUUGCAGUGGAGGUAGCGACCUGACGAUGUCUCCUGAAGAACGGGUCCCCAUGCGAAGGUCCAGCACUCGAGACCAGGACCGGCACAGUGCAGGGACGUGUUUUCUGCUUGCUGCUAGCGACUACAACUGCCCCACGGAUGGAGGGAUGAGGAAAACAGGCUAUGAGAAAUCCCGGAGCUUAAACAACAUAUCGGGCAUGACUGGUAACGCCCUGAGGUUGUCGCCCGGCACCUCGCCCUACGGAUCGCCCUGCCCCCUCAGACGCUCACGUUCCCCAAUCCCCUCCAUCCUGUGAGACCUCCAGCUGUGGGCCUCAGUCCAUCUCCUAUUAUCACCAGAACAGUCGUUGGUAUCCAGAGUUUUAGGUAUUGUGCUCGGUGGGUAGCUCCGUAGCGAACGUUAGAGGCUUCCCCCAGAAGGCCGACGUGUAGAGAACAUCAGUGAGUGGUUCGUGUGAGUUGAUGUUGUACAUGCAAUAAAAAAAAUGGUGGCUUCAGAAGUAGCAGCCAUCAUUGAAUAAUGAUGUUUAUGAUCAGGGAUAUUAGAUAUUGUAUAUUUAGGUAUAAAAGAUGUGCUUCCAUAUAGGAGAUGUUGGUGCAAGGGUCACUUAUUCCUUCAGCACUUCAGUGAGAAUCAAGUGUUUCAGAAUGUGGUGCCAUUAUUCACCAGCUCGCUUGUCUUGAACUCUCUUAUGGAAUUAGCUGUUGUUUGUAGUUUAGGAAUCUGGCUACAUUUUGCUUUUAUGAUGAUUCAGAUGGACUGUGCAACAGGAGCACGCUCUAGCAUCACAUCCUCCUCAUAUUAAUAUUAAGUAUUCAACAUCUAUUUGACCAGUUUUUUAUGCAGAUAUUUGCAAAUGGAUACUAUCCAUCACAAAUAUCUGUUUUCUUGUACGUACAAGUUUCAAAUUGGGUUCAUUUAAUCUAUUCAUUUUCAGCGGUCAGAGUGGGGCUAUGCCUUGUUUUACCAGAAUGAUGCUACAGUCACACAAAAGAUUUGCAACUUUGAUUUACAGUACGGUUACAUACUCCUAAAAAAGGCCAUUAUGUUUUUCUCGCCAUUGAAUCCAGUCACUUGCUACAGGGAGAGGAUAUCAUGUACUAUUGGAAGACAAAAACAGAGGCUCAUAUAUAGCAAAUGGACAAUUUAAUAAGUACUUGUAGGCACCAUAUUCUGAAACCGUUUAUAAACACAGCUGGUUCUCAUAGGAAUAUUGAAGGAACGAAUGAUUCACAAACCGUCAUCACUUCAUGUAUUUCAUACAACUUUUUGGGGGGGUUGAAGUAGUGGAAGAUAAUUUUAUCUUUGAGGACUCUCACAAGUGUCACUCAUGAUCGUGCAUGGAUCAUCGUGUUCCCAUAACCCGCCUGCAAGGAGCCCCGGUCCCUAUUCACCAAGUGUGGGGCUUAAACUUGAGCCUGCGGAUGGUUCGCUUCUCUCUGCCACCAAAGCUCUUGUGUGUCUGGUUGUUUACUCUUAGAGAACUGCAAAGAGAUGGUGUUUACUGGUUUCACACAAGCAGAGAGCAGCGUUCUGUCGUAAUGGCAUCAAGAAAGGAACAAACAGGUAACGUCUGUCGUGUGGUUCCAGAGUCCCGGGCGUCACUUCUCACAGACAGUUUGGUUCUGUAAGCAGUCCCUCCAUGAUCUCACGACAGCUAAGAGUGAAGAUGAAGUAGACAGCAAUAUGUAUGUUUUAAAUAUAGCUCUGCCCAGUCAUGAUAUUCUGGAAGGACUGAGUUGUUUAGAGGUGAUUCAAUAAUACGUGUUCUAGCGUUGUUCUGUAACCUCUAACUGAACAACAUGAAGUGUAGACUGCCAUGUCGAGUGACAUUUACUAGUACUAACUUCUUAUUUAUCACUCAGAUGGAAAGAGAAAACAAUUGUAUUGAUGACUGCUGAGUCAUGCUACAUGAAGACAAAACAAUUUGACACAAAGCGAUCAUGACUCACACUCGCUGCUAACUCGCCACUCUGUUUCCACCAACCCUGCGUUUUCAGUCAACAACAUGUCAUUUAGCCAUGGAUAGACAUUGGUGAUAAUAAUAUACCAAUGACCUGGCAACCCACGCAACUAGCUGCAACUAGCUUUGUCCUACCUUUCCAGUUUUGCUUUGAAUCAGCCGCCACUUUAAACAGCUGUGUUCACGGUGAGUUGGGGGGCUGGUCUCUAAGAUAGUUUGCUCUCACAGUUACCAUCAAUGGGCAUGGCUAGUGUCAAGCAAAGGUAAAAUGCUGAUCCUUUGUUGGAUCAAUGUUUGGGAAAAAAAAAAAUUCAACGUUUAAUUAUGUUUAUUUGUGGUCAGAAUUGGUUGAAAUUUCUGGGUAGGCUGUGACACAUGUAGGAAUAGAAAGGAAAAGCUAGUCGUAGUCUAAAGUGAAGGUGUGUUGAUAGUGGACAGCCAUUCAAUUUGAUGGGUCUGUGUCCAUCACAUCAUCCAGUCUUCCACUUUCUGUGGUCAUGAGACUGGUUGAAUAUAGUUCGAUGUUAAAUUGAGGGGGAAUUUUGCCACACCAGGAUGUCAUGUGUCCAAAGCUCCAGAUGAGAACAUAGAACCAAAGUCUGUCUUUUGAUAUCCUCUGACUUCAAGAAACUGGCCAGUAUAUCUCUGAGUGACAAAAAGAAACUUUCUCAAGUCUCUUUUAUUUGCACAACUUUCCUCAGCUCACAGUUGAACAGCCACACACGUGUGUAACUUACACUUUUACGCAGCAUAUGAUCAACUCACAGUCUGCGUUGUUAAGCAGAACAUUUUGCUUUUCAUCCUUGUUGGAGCAGCGAUAAACUCUGCAUACAAACCUUCAGCUGUUGAACCUCUUCAGCUGUCAAACAACGACUUGUUUUGUUUCCCGUACCGACAAAUAGCUAAAACCCAUCUUCAUGCACCAACAGGUGUGAGAGAGCCCGCAGACGUCUCUAUGCAGCAGUUGAGCCUCGCCCAUCUUUGUCUUCACUAGUAGCAGAAGGUUGCCUAGCAACUGGCUCACAGCAAGAUACAUUUUACACACAUGGCUCUGCAAAAGAAGUCCAGUAAAUUGAAAGCAGAUCAUCUUUGUCUUUAGAGCUAAAAAAUGGAUUAUUGAAUCACCUCAAAUAGACGACAGCAAGUCACAAAAUUCUGUACCACAGAUUGUUGUCACAUAUUUACGAUAUCAGCAUGGUGAAAAAAAAGGCAAUGUGUUUCUGAUAUUUAGAGAUUUUUAUUCAGACAAUGCAUUUCCUGUUUGAAUGACAGUGCGCUAAGAGUGCAACAGCAGAAGGACCCACAAUUCGGAGCCACAAGUCCACUCCUGCAGGACAAUACAGACUGAACCAAAAGUGGUAGCUGCCCCAGCUCACUCAACACCUGGGAGGACUUUGAUAAGCAUCUACCUUCCCACAUCCUGGUUUUGGACCUAUCAGGAAAGGGAACCUUUACAAGAGACUUUGUACUGUAAAAAUCUUGCUCCUGUAAAUACGACUCAGCACAUCUGGAAAAAGGCGGCUUCAUUCACACAUCUGUCUGUUGACGGCAAGUCAAGUAACUACUGUUGCUAAGUUUCACUCCAGUCACAUCUCUGUGGUCCCCCCUCGCAAUAAGUGUAUUAAGAUGUAUCAGUCGAGGCACUUUGUGUUGGAAAUAAAGUGUAUUCAUAUAAGAAACAGUAUAAACACAGUAUAGAGAGCCAAAAUGUGCUAGAUUGAAUUAAUGUGCUUUUGUUUUCCUUGGUACUUUUGAAUAGAUUAAUUAUGUGAGUGUGCGUGUUCAAGUCCGGGGUACGUUUUUUUUCAAAAGGCCAGGUCAGUGGAGACUCAGGGAGUGGCGGCACGCAACCAAGAAUUCGGUAUAUGCCAUGUAAUUCUUGGAUUAUUUUUGUUGUGUGGUGAAAAAUGAGCAAGAAAAAAAUAGCUCUAAAAGUUUUGGACCCUGUAUCACACUGUUCUUACUAGAUCAAAUGGUUUCACUUCCCACCCCAAAAAAAGUUGACCGGUAGAAUACAUCAGUAGUUUCUCAUAUUUGUGAAUAAACAAAUGAAUGUUGGUCGCACAUUGUUGUUUUGGAAAAAAACUAAUGUUUUUGUCUUAAUGACAACUAGUCACCAAUAAUAAGUAGCCCAAAAAUAGAACCCUGCUUCACACCAGUUUCUAUGAUAGAACACUGUUUUCUUCCAUAGAACCCAAUCUCUAAAAGGUAAGAAUCAAUGAUGUGCUGUAGAGUUGAGCACAAAAGAUUGAUUCAUCAACGAACAGAUAUCCAUUGUCACAUCCACUAUAGUUCACCACCAAACAAUUUUUGUGUGCUCAGUUGUGUAACAAUAGAUAAGCAAAUGAUAAAAAAUAAUCAAAAUCAGCCUCUUUAUAUUGGAAAACAUUAUAUUAUCCCAACAAAUAAUUAUUCAAAAACAAGUUUAAUUUGACCGGAAUUGCACUAUAAAAACUAUAGCGGCAACCUUAAACAUCUAAGUUAAGGGAUAUGAUAUUAAUAAAUAAAAAUUGAAUAAAGAAGCAACAUUAUGAGUCAAAUAUUGCAAAAAAAUAAUAAAUGAUUUAGAAUCUGUCAUUGUGAAGCAAUUCAAAAUUGGUGAUUGGGGGAUUGAUUCUGUGGCACAGUUCAAGACUCUUUAUGAAAAUAACGUGUCAGUCACGAUAAAAGAAAAUAUAGGAUAUAAAAAAAAGAUGAUUCUUCAAAUAGUGGUAUGAUGUUGUUUACAAACUAGUAUUUAGAUUAAGAUAAUUAUAUAUAUAUAAAUAAUCUUAAUCUUUUUCAAAAUAUUUAAAAGUAUUUUGUUUUUGUCUUGACAACUAUAUCUCUCUUUAAAAUCUGUUGCUAGUUGCAGUUACAUAGCAACUGACAGAUCAAUGCUCAACAAGAAUGUCUGAGUGCCGUCACGCCCUGAGUCGACACUGUGGAGUGGACUUUCACUCUUCCAGCUAGUCCGAGCACAAAUGUGAAGGAGCCAGUCCCCCUGCGACGCAGUCGCCAUUGUAGAAGUCUCUGCUGUGCGAUUAGUGCUGCAGGUGUUACAAACCAAAUGUUUAUCACCAGACUUUUCCUCGUUCGUCCUUAAAACUGCCUGACUUGAUUCUUCCGAAACCUCUGCCCUUGUGUGGAGGGUUGGAGCAAAACGUGUAGCAGAGUUUAACCAAGACAAAAAAAAAAAAGUGGGACUUCUAGAAUGGCUACGUCUGCACAGUAGCAAUCCCCAAAACAAUCAGAUCGGAUUUGCAAUAAGCACCCGAGAAGCAGAAAAAGCCGGUCCACACUGUGAUUUCAGCAGGAGUCGAGAAAGUAGGCGUGAGAAAGAGAGGGACGAUGAGCAAGCGACACGAUUCAUGCAAUCCUGCACUGUUAUUGGCUCGCUGUUGUCAACCUCGACCCACUAUCCUCCUCGUGUUGUACACAUGCUGCUUUACUCUUUGGAUCCACAAAGAGAACCGUUCUUUGUGUAUUUCUAGGAUGGUGUUGUAACUUGAAAAAAAAAGAAGAAGCUGUUUAUUUUUUUGAAUCCAGAACAUGUGAGUUGUGUCUUACUGUUGAGUACAUUGCUCUUCUCUGUGACGGUCAUGGUAGUCCAACGCUGUGCUUCUCCAUCGUGUCCUUAGACGUCCAGCUUUGAUCCGGUUGUUCACGUUUCGUAUGUUUUACUGUGAGUAAACUCUGGUUUGAAGUCUGUAUUUGUGGAGCCUUCUGUUGGCAUUCUAAAGUGCAUGCUGAAAAGAUCCAUUAAGUCCAAGUGUAAAAAAAGAGAAAAUAAAUGGACACUGUAUAUCACCUUCAGAACCAUGUGUAUAGAGUAAAGGUGAGACUCACAUAAACUAUCUAUCUUUUAAACUGG
This is a messenger RNA of Synchiropus splendidus (mandarinfish), 7642 nucleotides long. RefSeq names its product potassium voltage-gated channel, Shaw-related subfamily, member 2 (gene kcnc2). The transcript is spliced from 4 exons. Gene Ontology annotation, biological process: potassium ion transmembrane transport; protein homooligomerization. Lineage: Eukaryota; Metazoa; Chordata; Actinopteri; Syngnathiformes; Callionymidae. Bases 325 to 2121 code for a protein of 598 amino acids. Gene Ontology annotation, molecular function: delayed rectifier potassium channel activity; protein binding. Gene Ontology annotation, cellular component: voltage-gated potassium channel complex; dendrite membrane; neuronal cell body membrane. The record is from RefSeq and is a predicted model, not a curated record.